This is a messenger RNA of Scutellospora calospora, 491 nucleotides long. NCBI's taxonomy places the organism in Eukaryota, Fungi, Glomeromycota, Glomeromycetes, Diversisporales, Gigasporaceae. The record is from the annotation of a GenBank genome assembly.
UAGUUGGUAAAGCUCCCGACAUAAAAAGUUUUAGAGCUCAUUCAUCAAUUUUAUAUUAUCGUUCACCUUAUUUUCGAAGAGAAUUGUCCAGUCCAAGUUUUGAUAGUGUAUCAAAAAAGUUCAAAUUCAAUAUUCCUGUUGAAAUUUUUGAAACUUUACUAAUUGGAACUAUAAUGUUAGAUGACAAAAAUGGAUCUGAAAUUUUUCGAGUUUUAUUAGCCACCGAAAAGCUUGGUCUUUAUGAGAUAAUAACUCAUAUUCAACAAUUCUUACUAGAACAUCAUGUUGACUGGUUAAAACGUCAUAUAGAGACCAUAAAUCGUGCUAGUUUUAAAAAUGAUCAUUUUCAAGUUCUUCAACAAUUUUGUACUGUAAAUGAUCCUGGAAAAGUUUUGAGUGCUAUUAAUUUCGAUUCAAUUUCGGAAAAUGCUUUGAUAUCUUUACUUAAAAGAGAUCAUUUUGGAAUGGAUGAAGUUCAAAUGUGGGAUCAU